This is a messenger RNA of Cuscuta epithymum, 1848 nucleotides long. The record is from the annotation of a GenBank genome assembly. NCBI's taxonomy places the organism in Eukaryota, Viridiplantae, Streptophyta, Magnoliopsida, Solanales, Convolvulaceae.
CACGGCUCUGCUGACCUGAAGCCCAACUUCAAAUCUUUUCUUUGUACAAAAAUCACACGAUAUCUGGUUUGCUUCUCUUCAACAAUUCACAGUUCUUCCAUAUCUCCCGCCUGGCCUGCUUCAACUUCCAAUCUUACAACAGAUUCUCCAAGAGAAGAAUAAGUGCUGUUCCAAUUACUAUCCAAUAGUAUGACACAAGAUGUUGAAGCAAUUCAGGAAAAUUCAAAUCAAAAUAACAACCAUAAUCCCAGAAUUACCUGGGAAGGUUGCAGUGUCUUGCUUGAUAUCAACGACGGAGACCGCUUGGUUUUUGCUCGUCUCACUCCUGCCUCGAAUGUGAAGAUAGGGGAUAAGAGUUACUCCCUUCAGCCGUUGGUAGGCUGUCCAUACGGGUCUCUGUUUCAAGUGGAGAGUGGGGCAGGACGCCCAAUCUUGUCUCGGGUUGUUUCUCAUACCAUAGAAGGGAAAAAUAAUCUUGAAGCAGAAAGUGGUGGCUUACAGACUACUAUAGACAGCUCAAAGGAUAACCGAGAACUAGUUGAUAAUAACACAGCUCAAAGUCUCACCGGUGAAGAUAUACAUGAAAUGCGAAGACAGGGUGCCACAGGGGACGAAAUAGUCAAAGCGCUCAUUGCGAACAGCACAACUUUUGAGAAGAAGACUCAGUUUUCACAAGAAAAAUAUAAGCUUAAGAAACAGAAGAAGUAUGCACCCAAAGUACUACUUAGACGUCCCAACGCAAGGAGCAUUUGCGAGGCGUACUUCAAGAAGCACCCUGACAGAAUUGGGUGUUUGCGAGUGGACACUUUAUCUCUUCUGCUCUCUAUGGCAAAUGUGACUGCACAUGCUGAUGUACUUGUAGUGGACAAGGUUGGUGGUAUAAUCACUGGUGCUGUUGCUGAGCGUUUGGGAGGUACUGGUUAUGUCUGCAACACUUAUCGUGGAGGUGUCCCAUAUCCUAUUGACAUCACAAGGAUCUUUAAUUUUAGUGAUGAAAUUUGCAAAAGAAUUCUGCAUGCAUCAUUGGAUGAUCUGUUGACAUUUCAAACCGAAGCUUCAGCAUCAGAGGAGCAGGCCAAUGUCUCUUCAGAACACGGGAAUAUGGAAAUUACACCUGAGGUGGCGGUUUCUCCAGCAAGAAAGCAUUGUAGUAAAGCUCCAAAAGCUGGUGGGAAGGCACCACAUGAAGUAGUUCACUCCUGGAAAGAAAAUGGCUUUUCGAGCUUAAUCAUUGCAGCACCGGACAUGGACCCUUGGAGCCUUAUUAAAGAUCUUCUUCCGCUUUUGUCAUUUUCUGCUCCAUUUGUAGUCUACCAUCAGUAUGCUCAGCCACUAGCCACCUGCAUGCACAACCUGCAAACAGAGAAAUUGGCAAUUGGCUUACAAUUGUCUGAACCUUGGCUUCGUGAAUAUCAGGUCCUACCAUCAAGAACCCACCCACAUAUGCAGAUGAGUGCGUUUGGCGGGUAUAUAUUGAGCGGUACUCGGAUAUGUACAACAAGUGACCUCAAGAUGCAGCCAGCUUAGCUGAUUUGUUUAUUUAUUCAUUCAUUUUAUUUUUCUUUCCUUUUCCCAUUGAUGCAUUGGAUUGCCAUUAUUUUUUUCCAAUUAUAUCUGGUUUUAAUAAUUUGUUGUAACUUGUACUAUAUUUUUAUUUUUAUUUCCUUUUCCCAUUGUUGUGUUAUAUCUUUGAGUAGUAAAUUGAUGUAACUUUAAUAAAGGUUAUCCCGGCUGUCCAGUUUAAUUUUGUAGGCAGUCUUCAUACUGUUUACUUUCUCUGCUCAUUUGAGUAUUUGUAUUACUUGUAUUAUUUUUCCAGUUUAUGCAAAGUUUUUUUAUUUAUUUAAA